Messenger RNA from Pestalotiopsis fici W106-1, 3093 nucleotides. Its product is annotated as FACT complex subunit SPT16. NCBI's taxonomy places the organism in Eukaryota, Fungi, Ascomycota, Sordariomycetes, Amphisphaeriales, Sporocadaceae. Gene Ontology annotation, molecular function: nucleosome binding. The transcript has 5 exons. The record is from RefSeq and is a predicted model, not a curated record. Bases 1 to 3093 code for a protein of 1030 amino acids. Gene Ontology annotation, cellular component: FACT complex. Gene Ontology annotation, biological process: transcription elongation by RNA polymerase II; positive regulation of transcription elongation by RNA polymerase II.
AUGGCAGAUAUCAAGAUCGACGGAAAGCUCUUCCAGGAGCGCGUCAAUCAUUUCAUCACCUCCUGGAAAACCGACAAACGCGCCGGCGAUCAGGUCUUCAAUGGCGUUGCCUCCAUCGUCAUCAUGAUGGGCAAGGUUGAGGAGAACCCCGAAUUUCACAAGAACAAUGCCAUGCACUUCUGGUUACUUGGCUACGAAUUUCCGACUACACUCAUGCUUUUCACUAUCGAUUGCCUCUACAUUGUAACGACUGCAAAGAAGGCUAAACACUUGGAGCAACUCAAGGGCGGCAGAUUCCCUAUCGAAGUCUUAGUGCGUGGCAAAGAUGCAGCCGAGAACGAGAAGCUUUUCGUCAAGCUUGCCGAUACCAUCAACUCAGCUGGCAAGAAGGUUGGAGUCCUUCCCAAAGACACAUCGAAGGGCCCUUUCGUCGACGAGUGGAAGAAAGUAUUUGGCGACAAAUGCAAGGAUGCUGAAGAGGUUGACAUUGCCCCCGCGCUCUCUAGUGCCGCCUUCUCUGUCAAGGACGAAACCGAACUGCGUGCGAUGCGAACCGCCUCCAAGGCCUGCGUGGCCCUGAUGAACCCAUACUUCCUCGAUCAAAUGUCGGAUGUCCUCGAUCAGGAGAAGAAGGUCAAGCACAGUGCCCUCGCCAACAAGGUCGACCAGAAGCUCGAUGACACCAAAUGGUGGAAGACAGUAGAACUACCUAAUAAGCAAAAGCUGCCUUCUGACUUCGAUCCCAGCCACCUUGAUUGGUACCUUGGUCCGUCGAUUCAGAGCGGUGGCAAGUACGAUUUGAAGUUCCAGCAAGAGUCGACCAACGAUAACUUGCACGCCGGUAUCAUCAUUGCGGGCAUGGGGAUGCGCUACAAGUCUUAUGGGUCUGCGAUCGCCCGAACUUUCCUGGUCGAUCCGAACAAGACCCAGGAGAGCAACUACAAACUCCUCUUCGCUGUCCACAACCUUGUUCUGAAGGAGAUUAGAGACGGCGUGACUGUCAGUGACGUCUACAAGAAGGCCCUUGGUCUGAUCAAAUCCAAGAAGCCCGAGCUCGAAAAGCAUUUCCUCAAGAACGUGGGUGCUGGUAUUGGUAUUGAGAGCAAGGAUCCUACUUUACUACUCAACGCCAAGAACAGCAGAACUCUGAAGGACGGCAUGACACUCUGUAUUACUACUGGAUUCCAGGACAUCGAGAAUCCUCAGCCUCAGGACAAGCUUAGCAAGACUUAUUCUUUAGUCAUUACCGAUACUGUUCGUGUCACUUCCAGCGACCCGGUUGUCUUCACUGGCGAUGCUCCCACCGAGCUUGACGCCACUUCCUUCUUCUUCAAGGACGAGGAGGAGGAGAAGCCUACCCCCAAGAAGGAGAAAAAAGACCCUCGAGUUGGUGCAGUUGCCACUAAAAACAUCACCAAUACCAGGCUCAGAUCCGAGCGCACGACUCAGGUCAACGAAGAAAGUGAUAAGAAGCGUCGCGAGCACCAAAAGCAACUGGCUUUGAAGAAGCAGAAAGAAGGGUUGGCGAGAUUUGCCGAGUCCACCAGCGGCCAGAAUGGUGCCGAGGUGAAGAAGUUCAAGAAGUUUGAAUCGUACAAGCGAGAGAACCAGCUACCAUCCAAAGUGAAGAACUUGGAAAUCUUCAUUGAUGAGAAGAAUGGAACAGUGAUCCUUCCUGUUAUGGGCCGUCCCGUUCCUUUCCAUAUCCAUACCAUCAAGAACGCCAGCAAGAACGACGAAGGCGAAUGGUCAUUCCUUAGAAUCAACUUCCUGUCCCCAGGCCAAGGUGUUGGUAGGAAGGAUGAUCAGCCUUUUGAAGAUCCUGGCGCUCAGUUCGUCCGUAGCUUGACCUUCCGAUCAUUGGACGGUGAUCGAUAUGAGGAGAUAGCAACUCGUAUCUCAAACAUGAAGAAAGAGGCUACCAAGAAGGAGCAAGCCAAGAAGGAGAUGGAGGAUGUCGUCGAGCAAGAUAAGCUGGUUGAGAUCAGAAACCGCCGCCCACAGGUGCUGGACAAUGUCUUUAUCCGUCCUGCCAUGGAAGGCAAGCGGGUUCCUGGAAAGGUCGAGAUACACCAGAACGGUAUCCGGUACCAGUCACCAUUGAGCAGCCAACAGAGGGUGGAUGUGCUUUUCUCCAACAUUCGACAUCUAUUCUUCCAGCCUUGUGCUCACGAGUUGAUUGUCAUCAUCCACAUACACCUCAAGGACCCCAUCAUCUUGGGCGGCAAGAACAAGAAGACAAAGGACGUGCAGUUUUACCGAGAAGCAACGGACAUUCAGUUUGAUGAAACUGGUAAUCGCAAGCGCAAGUACCGAUAUGGUGAUGAGGACGAGUUCGAGGCCGAACAAGAAGAGCGCCGCCGCCGUGCCGAACUCGACCGUCUUUUCCAGAACUUUGCGCAGAAGAUUGCCGAGGCCGGCAAGAGCGAGUCUAUUGAAGUAGACAUGCCGAUCAGAGAACUUGGCUUUAAUGGUGUUCCGUUCCGCAGCAAUGUCUAUGUUCAGCCCACAACCGACUGUCUGAUCCAGGUGACAGAACCCCCAUUCCUUGUCGUCACCUUGGAAGACGUAGAAGUUGCUCACUUGGAACGUGUGCAAUUCGGAUUGAAGAACUUUGAUCUCGUUUUUGUGUUCAAAGACUUUACUCGAGCACCAGCACAUAUCAAUACCAUUCCAGUCGAGUCUCUGGACGAUGUGAAGGAAUGGCUCGACAGCUCCGAGAUCGCCUAUACCGAAGGACCUCUCAACCUCAACUGGCCCACGAUCAUGAAGACCGUGACAGCAGACACCCACCAGUUCUUUGCAGAUGGCGGUUGGUCAUUCUUGGCCGCCGAGAGCGACGACGAGGGUGAAGAGGAGGAAGAGGAGGAGUCUGCGUUUGAGAUUUCCGAAGAGGAACUCGACGAUGCUAGUGAGUCGUCAGAGGAAGAUUCGGACUUUGACGACGAUGCCUCCGCCGAUGCUUCGGAAGAGGAGGCUUCCGACGACGAAGAAGGCGAAGAUUGGGACGAGCUGGAGAAGAAGGCCAAACGUAAGGAUCGGGAGAGCGGCCUCGAGGACGAAGACCGCAAGCAGAAGAAGAGAAGAAAGUAG